This is a messenger RNA of Acanthosepion pharaonis, 2532 nucleotides long. The record is from the annotation of a GenBank genome assembly. NCBI's taxonomy places the organism in Eukaryota, Metazoa, Mollusca, Cephalopoda, Sepiida, Sepiidae.
AUGUCCUCAGGCCUUAAAUUCCCUAAACCAUCCGACAUCCGUUCACACAACUAUCUUCCAUUUGCUUUUCGAUGUCCUGUGCGUUUUAAAUUUAAACCAUCCGACAUCCGUUCCAAGCUAUCUUCCUUUUGCUUUCGAUGUCCUGUGCGCCUUAAAUUCCCCAAACCAUCCGACAUCCGUUCAUUAGCUUAUCUUCCUUGCUUGAUCGCCUUAAAUUCCAAACCAUCCGACAUCCGUUCACACAAGCUAUCUUCCUUGCUUUUCGAUGUCCUGUGCACCUUAAAUUCUAAACCAUCCGACAUCCGUUCACAUGAAGCUAUCUUAUUCCUUUGCUUUCGAUAUGUCCUGUGCGCCUUUAAAUUCGAAAAACAUAUCCGACAUCCGUUCACACAAGCUAUCUUCCUUUGCUUUCGAUAUGUCCUGUGCGCCUUUAAAUUUCAAACCAUCCGACAUCCGUUCACGUUUAUCUUCUUUUGCUUUUCGAUAUGUCCCAGCGCCUUAAAUUCCCCAAACCAUCCGACAUCCGUUCACAAGCUAUCUUCUUUUGCUUUCGAUGUCCUGUCUAUCUUCCUUUUGCUUUCGAUAUGUCCUGUGCGCCUUAAAUUCCCCAAACCAUCCGACAUCCGUUCACACAAGCUAUCUUCCUUUUGCUUUCGAUGUCCUGUGCGCCUUAAAUUCCCCAAACCAUCCGACAUCCGUUCACACAAGCUAUCUUCCUUUUGCUUUCGAUGUCCUGUGCGCCUUAAAUUCCCCAAACCAUCCGACAUCCGUUCACACAAGCUAUCUUCCUUUUUUUUUGAUGUCCUGUGCGCCUUAAAUUCCCCAAACCAUCCGACAUCCGUUCACGUUAUCUUCCUUUUUGCUUUUCGAUAUGUCCUGUGCGCCUUAAAUUCCCCAAACCAUCCGACAUCCGUCGGCAUCCACACAAGCUAUCUUCCUUUUGCUUUCGAUGUCCUGUGCGCUUUAAAUUCCCCAAACCAUCCGACAUCCGUUCACACAAGCUAUCUUCCUUUUUUUUCUGAUGUCCUGUGCGCCUUUUCUAAACCAUCCGACAUCCGUUCCUGCUAUCUUCUUUUUAAAUGUCCUGUGCGCCUUAAAUUCCCAAAACCAUCCGACAUCCGUUCACAAGCUAUCUUCCUUUGCUUUCGAUGUCCUGUGCGCCUUAAAUUCCCCCAAACCAUCCUGACAUCCGUUCACAUUGCUAUCUUCCUUCCUUUUGCUUUCGAUGUCCUGUGCGCCUUAAAUUCCCAAAACCAUCUGACAUCCGUUCACACAAGCUAUCUUCCUUUUGCUUUCGAUGUCCUGUGCGCCUUUAAAUUCCCAAACCAUCUGACAUCCGUUCACAAGCUAUCUUCCUUUUGCUUUCGAUGUCCCGUGCGCCUUAAAUUCCCCAAACCAUCCGACAUCCGUUCACACGUUUAUCUUCCUUUUGCUUUGAUGUCCUUGCGCCUUAAAUUCCUAAACCAUCCGACAUCCCUAUCUUCCUUUUGCUUUGAUGUCCUGUGCGCCUUAAAUUCUAAACCAUCCGACAUCCGUUCACACAAGCUAUCUUCCUUUUGCUUUGAUGUCCUGUGCGCCUUAAAUUCCCAAACCAUCCGACAUCCGUUCACAAGCUAUCUUCCUUUGCUUUCGAAAUGUGCGCCCAAACCAUCCGACAUCCGUUCACACAAGCUAUCUUCCUUUGCUUUUCGAUGUCCUGUGCGCCUUAAAUUCCCCAAACCAUCCGACAUCCGUUCACACAAGCUAUCUUCCUUUGCUUUCGAUGUCCUGUGCGCCUUUAAAUUCCCUAAACCAUCUGACAUCCGUUCACACAAGCUAUCUUCCUUUUUGUUGAUGUCCCUGUUUUUUGCUUUCCGAUGUCCUGCUUUGAUGUCCUUUAAAUUCCUAAACCAUCCGACAUCCGUUCACACAAGCUAUCUUCCUUUGCUUUCGAUGUCCCGUGCGCUUAAAUUCUCAAACCAUCCGACAUCCGUUCCACAAGCUAUCUUCCUUUUUUGCUUUCGAUGUCCCGUGUGCCUUAAAUUCCCUAAACCAUCCGACAUCCGUUCACACAAGCUAUCUUCCUUUUUGCUUUCGAUGUCUAUUGCCUUUAAAUUCCCAAACCAUCCGACAUCCGUUCACACAAGCUAUCUUCCUUUUUGCUUUCGAUGUCCCCUAUCUUCCUUUUGCUUUCGAUGUCCCGUGCGCCUUAAAUUCCCCAAACCAUCCGACAUCCGUUCACAAGCUAUCUUCCUUUUUGCUUUCGAUGUCCUGUGCGCCUUAAAUUCUAAACCAUCCGACAUCCGUUCACAAGCUAUCUUCCUUUUUGCUUUCGAUGUCCUGUGCGCCUUAAAUUCCCAAACCAUCCGACAUCCGUUCACAAGCUAUCUUCCUUUUGAUUUCGAUGUUCCUAAAUUCCCCAAACCAUCCGACAUCCGUUCACACACUAUCUUCCUUUGCUUUGAUGUCCCGUGCGCCUUAAAUUCCCUAAACCAUCCGACAUCCGUUCACAAGCUAUCUUCCUUUUUGCUUUCGAUGUCCCUGCGCCUUUAA